AUGAAAGAUCGAAUCGACAUGGCCCUCGAACUUAAGCUUGAAUACAGGGCUCCGAGUCGGAAUCACACCACCUCCGAAUCUGAGUCGGAGUCAUCAGAGUCCCUAUAUCCAUCCCUAGAUACCCUCGACACAAGCGAUCCGCUCUUCCACGUCUGUUGGCGCCGUCAGUCGUGCUCGUAUUGUCUGGCCGGCGAUGUUGCCUGCAGCUGGUGCGCUACUUCCUUGGCCUGCGUGCCCAAUGCCGCACGCUUACCGAUCCUAGCCCCCAUCAGCAAUGCCCAGAUCUGCCCGCUCGGCUCCAAGGAGCGGUGGGAACUGAGGGCAAUGCCGUUUGGCUGUAAUGUUAGUACAUUGACGUUUCUUUCUGUUAUAGGGACUGUGGUGGGGAUGGUGGUAUUGGUUGGGAUGGGGGUUGUUGGGUUUUGCUUGGUGAGAUUGGUACGUCGACGAUGGAAGGAGUCUGAUUAUGAGAGACUGCAUGGUCGGGGGGUUCUGGGUAUUGGACUGCUUGCUUCGGUGUCUGGGCUUAUCUUUGGGUGGCGGGGUGAGAGGGAGAGGGUGUCACGGGCUUCUGGGAUGGAUGGAGGGGAAGGGGACGGGGAAGGGGAAGAAGGGCUGGAUGAAGGGGACUCGGAGACAAGGCCUCUUUUAGAAGGA
Penicillium cosmopolitanum is the source of this 657-nucleotide messenger RNA. RefSeq lists its product as uncharacterized. The annotation marks the transcript as partial. The record is from RefSeq and is a predicted model, not a curated record. The transcript is spliced from 2 exons. Lineage: Eukaryota; Fungi; Ascomycota; Eurotiomycetes; Eurotiales; Aspergillaceae.